UUCUUCUUCUUCUUCUUCUUCUUCAUUCUCCCUCUACACUCUCACUCUCUCACUCCCUCUCUCUGUUCACCUUGUCGGUUCCGGCUGUAUGGUUUAUUGUUGCGUCAGAGCCAAAGAGAGCCAGCGAGAAGCAUGCCGGGGGAGAGCUCUCACAGAUCUGUCCCCACCGACAAACAUCCAGAGCAGGGAGCUGAGGAGACGGGGCUCCCUGGACCAGACAUGACCAGACACCCGUCUACUGACUCCACCCCUAGUGACAGUGGCUCCUCCCCUAGUGACAGUGGCUCCUCCCCUAGUGACAGUGGUUCCAGUCCUUCUCCCAGUACACCUCAGAAGCUACUCCCAGCAUGCACCUCUCCAUUUGGACCACGGCUAUUUCAUGCAACUCCUAGCUCCUCUGGUAAUCCAAGACCUCAACCUGAAGGCUCUGACCAUCGCAUCAACACCCCCAGACUGUCUGGAAAGUUAGGUGGUCAUGGACCAUGCGGCCGCCACGUCCCUGUUAAGAUGGAGAGAAUCAAGGUCCUGACUGGUUCUGAGGUGGAGAGUGACUAUCAAGAGCCACAGACCAUGGACACACGGGUGGUGAUGGGUCAAGAGACGCUGCUCAAAACAACGGAGCUACGGAAAAGGAAACCCCUGGUCGAGCCAAUAAGUGGUCAGGCUAUCCCUUUGCCAGCAGUUCCGACCUUUUCAGGUCCCCAGUCACAAGCAAAAGAGACCCAGCUGGAAACCAGCAAAGAGGAAAACCAAGCCCAAAGCCCACAGAAACAGCAGGAUCAGCAAAAACACCCUGUGCCGCCUCCAAAUACGCUCCCUUCCCCUCUUCAAAACCCCCAAUUCCCCUCCUCCCCAGAGCCAGUCACAACAGGUGACACUAUGAAAGACAACCAGGAAGAGGUUCAAACCCUUUCACCAGAUGAAGUGCCUUCCCUUUCUUUUUCUGAGCUGGGCUGUCCAGUGGCUUUGUCCUUCUCUGAACCAGCCUAUGCUGUUGACCCUCUGAGAGUGGGUGUACCCUCAUCUCUUGACCCUGACUUGUACUAUACCGCCCCUUCCACCCCUAUCAAGAUGGCUUCCCGUUCUUCGCACCUUAAACAUCACUCAUAUCCAGGCUCUCCAGCCUGCCCACUCUCCCCUGGCUCUCCCUCAGACAGCGAGGACCUCUGUUCCCCUCUCACCUCUCCUUCUGGCUCUUAUAUCACAGCGGAAGGAGGCAGCUGGACCUCCUCUUACACAUCUUCAACCUCCCCUUCAACGUCUCCCAACCUGCUCCUCACUGAAGAAGCGCAGGAGGCCCCUGCUUGCUUUGUGGGCUCCUUAUCAGAGAUUGGAGAUGAAGUUGCGGAGGAAAAGGGACGAGCAGGUCCAGAACGGGAGGAGGAAAGGCCAGGAGACUUCUGCCUGUACCGUCCUGAUGAUUUUAUCACAAAUUCACGGAUGGGUCUAACAGGGACAGUGAUCCUUGAAGAGGAUGAGGUCCUAAAAGGGGAAGAGAUCAAGAUUUCCAGAGAAAGUUGUCGUCCUUGCUGGGUAACUGAAGAUACAUCCCCCCAAAGGAGCAGUAGCAGCCAUAGCAGUGAUUCCCAGGAGGAUGGUGGAGAGUCUGAAAGCUCACUCUGCCCACUGGAAGAGGCUGGUGCAGGGAGAGCACAGUACUCUAGACCCAUGCAGACAGGCCUGAAACUGCAACUGGAGGCAUGUGUAUCAGAGGAACUUUAUGCACAGAUGGAUGACCACCCAGAACUACCCUCAACUGCUUUGACUCCCGACACAGAGAGCAUGACCAUGGCCUCAUCUAGCCUUAGCCCUGACUCACCUGUCAGCCCCCUGGAUGCCUUCUGUCCAGGAGCCUUUGGUAGGCUCGGCCCCAGUUCUUUCUUGUUCUCCCAGGCAGCCUGUGCUGAUGAUAUACCUGAGGAGGAAAGGAUGAUCCCUGCCUCCCUCAUCUCCUUUCCCCUCCACACCAGCCUCAUCUUUAAGGCUGAUUCAAUGGAAAUCACCCUCUUCCCCACAGAGGAUGAGAAUGAUAUAGGAGAGGAUAAUGACAGAAAUGAAGAAAAGAAUGUUAAUGCUUAUGCAGCUGGAGAGGAGGAGGCAGAUGUCGAAGAUGACGAUGAUGAGGAGGACGACGAUGAUGAUGAAUAUGAUUACGACGAUGAUGGUGACGGCAAUGCUAAUGGUGCAAUUGGUGCUGCCGAUGGUGAUGAAAAUAACCAAGAAGAUGAAAAUGGUGACCAAGAACAGGCAGGUGAGGAAGCUAAGGUAGAGGUGAAAGUGGUAGAAGAGGGGGAAGAAGAAGAGCAAGAAGAGGAUGAUGAGGGGUGUCAUCGUAAAGCAGUGCAAGAUCCUACAGAGGAGGACAGCUCAGCAUCCUUCCUUCAUUCACUUUCAGAGACAUCUAUCAACGAGGGGUUGGACGAAUCCUUCUGUUUCCAAGACGAUACAGAUGAUUCAUUAGAUUCUGCCUCCUAUAAUGGGGAGGAAGAUGAACGUCUGUACAGCACUGAGAGGCAUGCACAAUCACUAGAACCCACACCAUUUGAUGCUCUUGAAGUCCAAACAGAACCUGAACAGGGGGCUACCAUUGGAACAGGUGAAACCGAACCUUUGCACACACAAACAAGCACAGAAAAACGUGUGGAUGAAACAGAAACCACCUGUCUUUCUGAAGCCAUUGCUGUCCACCAACAAGACAUUGAUGUAGGGCCCAAAAAUCUGGAUGAACCUACGCCCCCUGAACACCAGUCAGACAUUGAACUGAAAUCUACCACUGGAACCAGUGAGACAAAACCUUUGCACAUGCAAGUGAGCACAGACAAACCAGUGGAUCAUCAGAAACCAUCUGGUUCUUCGGAAGCAACUCCUUGUCAACCAGAGUCCUCCAGCAACCUGGAUGAGAGUGGGAGUGAGAGUGAGAUGAUGGAUAUCUCUGCUUCUUCCAACCCUCUUGAGCAGCCUAAAGACAGCCCUCAUUUGAACCCCUCCACCACUCCUGUUGUCAUUAGUGCUCCGCCCGACCCUGCUGCUGAGUUCCACUCCUCUCCUCCUCCUGAUCCUCCUGCACAGGAGAUAACAGACCUUAACAGUUCAGUUCUUCGAGAAGAACUGGCUGAAGACAAUCCCCAGACCAAUGAUGAUGAUUUACAGGAGAGCAAUGAUUAUUCAGGGGAGGAAACCACAGAAGAACCAGAAAGAGACUCUUUCAAAUUGCUCAUCAAGCCUCGUCAUUAUCAGCCAGAAAGCCACAAGACUGUAGGAGCAAGUAGACGUGUAUUAUCCAAGUCUUUCUAUAAUAAAUCUGAUGCGCCAGGAGGGGCAGAGGCCAUAUGUAGGACCAGUAUUUGCAGGGAGUCUGACAUUGAGCUUGACAAGAGGAACGGGAAUGCCUCAGCUGAGAGUAGAAGCAUUGAUUCUGCCACCAAUGACUUGAAUAAAGGUGUUCUUCUUCUCUCCUGCCCCAAAGACCCUAGUCCCAACCCCAGUAAUAUCCCUGUCUCUGCCUCCCCAGAGGUCAUCUCAGAACUUGCUGACAAUCUGGCUCUGACCCCUGACCACUGCCCUAGUGACUCAACCCAAGAGAAUCUGAGAGAAAACACCCUGACCACCGAUGAGGGCGUCCUGGGAGCUGUUGGAUCCCCACACUCCCCCCUUGCCAUCUCACCCAAACGAGAAAACUCAGAAACAGACAGCAGGGGAGGGAGCAGGGAGAUACGUCCUGGAGCUGGGGCGUGGUGUGAUGACAGAAUGGGGCUGGGGUUUGGUCUAGGAUUAGGAUCAGGGGCUGACUUUGGUGUCUGGGGAGCGGGCGAAUCCCUCUCCUUGUCUCUGGGGAAGAGGUACGAGUUAGAGGCAGAGGGUCUGCUCAUGUGUGACACAGAAGGGCAGAGCACAGAGACAGCCAUGGUUCCUAACAUGAGCAGUGAAGUGUGUGAGAACUACGACAAUGUUCUGGGCUCUGUUCUGGAUGAGGAAGACAACAACAGUCUGUGUGGAAAGAGGGACGGGAUGGCGGAUGAAGAACUGGUGGGAGAGGGAGCUUCUGAGUCCAACUUGGCUUGUUGGAGGUCCAUUGAGGAGAUCUCAGAAGCAGGAGGAGGAGAGGAUGGAAGCUCCAGAUUCCCAGAGGAUGAUGUCAGUAAUCUAAAUCCAGACAAUGAGGGAGAUAACACAGAAACACUAAUACAAGACACUUGGAAGAAUUCUAACAAUAACAAUGACUCUGCCUUUAACUCAUUGGAAGUGGCCAUGUGUGGAAGUCUGAAUGCUCUAUCAGAGGAAGUGAGACCCCAGAGUGUGAGUCUUAGUGUUAGAGAGUCUGUGUCUAAUAUUCCACUUGAGGAGAUAGCACCUCAAGUUUCUGACACAUUUCCCGAUAAAGGGAAACAAGAAGACAGCUCGGUAAACCAGGCGUCAGAAACAACACAGGCAUCAUCCUCAGAGAAAGAUGUCUGUAGUGUGGACAAAGCUGGAACAACCCAGCAUGUCAGUUCACCAGAUAAAGCCAAGUCAAGACAUCAUACUAGUCCAGAGUGUCAGACAAUCACUCCAGAGAGUAACACAGCAUUUUCUUUGCUGCACGGGUCCUUUGGUUCCUUUACUCCUAAAUGUAGAACAAGUAGGGCUUGUCAAGACAAGAUGGAAAACGCUGCUUCUCAUUUAGAGCCAGAGAUGGUGGAGCCGCAGACUGAAGGCCAAAGAAAAGGUGUUGUCAGUCCUGUGACUGACAGACAUGUUGAUGAACCAAAGACUAAAGAUGCCUUUACAGGACAGCAGCGUGUCGUUUGUAACUCAGGGGAAGAAGAUGAAGGAGUAGAUAUUAAAGGGAAAGCAAAGAAGAGAGGUGAAGAGAAAGAUGAGGACAAAAAGGAAAGAAAAACCUCUCCUGCACAUAUUGGCGCAGAGCACUUUGCGUGUCACAUGCCGAAAGGGGAACUUUGCACAGAUAAACCGAUUGCUGCUAAGAAAGGGAGGAGAGGGAAGCAGAACAAACACAGGGCAUCCCAGACAGGCAGCCAUGCUGACUCUAGCCCUGAAUCUGUUGAUGAGCCAAAGAAACCUGCUGUCCCAUUAAAUACAACAGCAGAUGGGUGGUCAAAGGGGGUUGCAGACAAUUCUAACACCAAGACAGGCCGAAAGGUAAACAACAAAGCUUCAUCGUCGGACUCUCAACAGAGGAAGUCUAGGGCAGACAAAGCUGAACAUGGUGCACUAAUGCAGGGGGAAAAACCCCCCAGUUCUGAUGUCAAAAACCCUAGCCAUGGAUACCGCACAUCUACCACGCACAACCCAGAAAACCUUAAUGUUGUGCUGGCAACGAACCAGAACUUGCAUCAGAAACAGGAAGUACUUGAUAAUAGACCAUUAUCUGAUAGUCAGAGAGGAAUCACAGUGGAUAUUAAUGACAACAACAUAGAUACUGGCCACCACCCAACAACCCAUGAUGCCACAUCAUACUCCCUGACUCCUCCGUCUUCCUCACCAUCUCCUGUUUCCUCUUCCUCCCCUCUACCAUGUGCCUCAGCAGAGCCAGAGGACGAUCUUCCCACACCUGUGCAAGAAUCCCAACCUGUCCUCUCAGCCCAGCAGCAGCCUUCAUUGUCCAUAUGCCGCACCGCCCCUACGCUUUGCUCUACCUCCCCCACAACACAACAAGCCCCUGAUUCACAAUUUAAUCCAAACAACAACCUCAAAGAGGUCACUGUUGUCCUUUCUGCAUCGACUACAUCCACCACAAGUGUCUCUUCGCCCUCAUUCUCCACUGCCAUGCCGCUAAGCCUGUCCCAGCCAACCCAGGAGUCAUCUUCACCUGCGCUUGAAGCUGUAGAUUCAGCAUGUGUUUCAGACUCUGUUUCCCGUCCCCAGUCUCAGCCUAAUCUCAACAUCCAGCCGCACAAACAAAUCAAGCAAAGUUGCACGUGGAGCACACAAGACAGGUGCAGAGGUCCCAGUUUGGCUGAGGAGGAGACAGACAGUGAUGAUGAUGGUGGACUGCCUCGACAUGGUCACAGAUCCCAGCCCCGAGGGCUCACAGGAAACAGAAAUGGAGCCGUGCAGAGAGAGUCUGGUCCAUCAAAUCAACGGGAAAUACUGCCUUUCUCUGCUCAUCAAAUAUCCGACAGACAGUCAGGCUGUCCAAUCAACCACAGUCACAAGAUUGCAGAGGAGAUCGACCUUUCCUUCAAAAACAACUGUUCCAUAUUGGCUUCCUGUAAUGAGUCUGAGAGUGAGGGCUCAGUGCCGGAGCUGGAGGAGCCGGAGCCACUGAGACCAUCAGAGCCCCAGUCUAUCUCAUUUACAGAUGAAGGGCUAAACAGACCAAAACAGAGCCGCAGUGAGAAGAAAGCCCGCAAGGCCAUGUCUAAACUGGGUCUGAAGCCAGUCCAUGGUGUGACCAGGAUCACCAUCAGGAAGUCCAAGAGUAUCUUGUUUGUCAUCAGCAGACCAGAUGUGUUCAAAAGCCCCGCGUCUGACAUUUACAUCGUUUUUGGAGAGGCGAAGAUUGAGGACCUAUCUCAGCAGGCUCACAAAGCAGCUGCAGAGAAAUUCAAGGUGCCUGUGACCUCAUCCCCCUUGACCCCCCCUGUCCCACCCAGCCUCACCAUCAAGGAAGAGAGUGAAGAGGAGGAAGAAGAGGUGGACGAGGGAGGUCUUGAGCAGAGGGACAUUGAGCUGGUGAUGGCUCAGGCCAACGUGUCACGAGCCAAGGCCGUCCGCGCACUGAAACACAACAAGAAUGACAUUGUGAAUGCUAUCAUGGAGCUGACCAUGUGAGUGGUGAGGACUAUUUGACCCCUGACCCCCUCCUCCAGCCUAUAAAGCCUAAAUGCCACUGACUCUUCUGUAUCGCUGCUACUGUAUGUUGCAUCCCCAAUAUCUGCUAAAUAAAGUCUGUUCCAGCGUG
This is a messenger RNA of Centropristis striata (black sea bass), 6904 nucleotides long. It is a transcript of the gene nacad, whose product is annotated as NAC alpha domain containing. The record is from RefSeq and is a predicted model, not a curated record. Bases 133 to 6774 code for a protein of 2213 amino acids. Gene Ontology annotation, cellular component: cytoplasm; nascent polypeptide-associated complex. The transcript is spliced from 10 exons. Gene Ontology annotation, biological process: protein targeting to membrane. Lineage: Eukaryota; Metazoa; Chordata; Actinopteri; Perciformes; Serranidae.